Chroicocephalus ridibundus (black-headed gull) is the source of this 3484-nucleotide messenger RNA. It is a transcript of the gene AKNAD1, whose product is annotated as AKNA domain containing 1. NCBI's taxonomy places the organism in Eukaryota, Metazoa, Chordata, Aves, Charadriiformes, Laridae. The record is from RefSeq and is a predicted model, not a curated record. The transcript is spliced from 16 exons. Bases 74 to 2860 code for a protein of 928 amino acids.
UGAUCCAUGCAAUACUAAAAGCUCUAUCCAAAACUGGGGAAGCAAUGGCACUCAUAUUCUACAUAAACUGGACAUGGAGAGUACAAAAGAGUAUAAACUGUCAGUCUGGAUGAAAACCCAAAUGAAUAGUUCAUUUUCAGAUGAAUUAGACUGUAUCACAAAUGCAACUGAUGAGGAACAAGAUGACUUACCUUAUGAUGGAGAUGUAGGAAUAACCUGUACAGACAGCAAUUCAGAUCAUUUGAAUGACUGUACUUGUACAAAAGAUAUUUCUAGUAUUUUAAACUUAGCCUGUUCUGAAGAUAACAAAAACGUAAAAGCAACAGCAAAUUAUGAAACUCACCCACAGCUUGAAGAAUUCUCCAGUCAUCAUAGAGGUGCCAUAGGAACAACAGGAAUUGCAGUUGAAAUGCCUGGAAGUGAAACUUCCUUUAAGACGCAAUUACCUAUUGGUAGUUUUAGUAAACCAGAUAGCAAAGAACAUCUAACUCACUCAAAAAUGUCCGAUGUCCUUUUGCGUCAUUUUUCUAAGGGAGAGUUAAUAAGCACAUGCCAAUUAAUUGAAUGCGAGACAAUACCAGAGACAUCCUUUACUGAAAGUAUCAAUGACGCUGUGAACAAACCUGAGCCUUCAAAACAUGUCAAAGGCCCUUUAGCACACAAACAACGGGCAACUAACUUUGAAGAAUAUCACUUAGAAAAGCACGAGGAAGUAAACGCUGGUGAUAAAAAUCAAAAUUCACUAAAUGAAAAUAGAUGCAUUUCAAAGAAACCUAUUUCUUCUACUGGUAAGUGUGGGUGCAGACAAGAAAAUUCACAAGUGAUUAAUGAGAAUGAAGAUACACACCUCUUUCAAAACAUGAAAGAAGAGAGAGACCUGUUGAAGAAAACAGUUUCACUUCAGGAGCUCAAAUAUGGCCAAGGUCAAGCUCAUUAUUGCCUUCCCGACUUCUCCGAAGUUGCUUCAGAAGUUCAAGUACCAGAAAGAAGUGACAAUAUUAACUCAGUUCCUACAACUGAAAGAACAAGAUCCUUCCCCUUUUUGUUAAGUAAAUCAGUAAUUGUGAACAGUGUUCUAGAAAAUAAGAACUAUUUCAAUUCUGCUGAAGUAGAGAAUCAAGAAGAAACGAGCAUUCCAGAACUGUUGCAACAGCUAGAGAUGCAGACACAGUAUGCUGACAACCAGAAUCAUAUUGAUCCUCUGAGAUUGAAUCCUAAGAUGCUUCCUCAGUCAGAUUUUCCAAAUGCCAGCAUUGCCAUUUACUCAGGAGACACUGGAACAUCCUCUGAAGUCUUUACAUCCCAGACUCUUAUCCCUAUACAACCUACCCGUGAUUUGUCUAAAGCAAGAUUACAGUGUGGAACAACAGCAUCAGCAGCUGCUACAGUAAAAGCACAUUGUCUAAAUCCUUCUAAUUCACUGCCAGAACUAACACUAGGAGAAAAGAUGUCUCAAGUACUAAAGGAUCAGACAGAUCAACUGAUAAAGAAAGUGGAAGACUUCUCUAAGCAUAUGACCCAAGAGACAUUCCUUUUACAAGACAACUAUCUGGCAUUAAAUCAAUUGAAAAGAUACCUUGAUGCUUUGGAAAGGAAUUACUUAACAGCUAGAGAAAAGCACCAUAAUUUACAGCUGCAGAACUACAAGGACAAGUCUAUCGACGUUGGAGAGUUUGAUCCUGAAAGAAAGGUGGAAGGGGAAAUAUUUAGACUUGGCAUGCUGCUUGAAGACAUCCAAGAACAAAGUGAUGACAGCAAAUGCAACUUGUCAUCUUUGCUCACUUCCUAUGAAUCUGCCCAUUCAUCAUAUUCUCUUUUUGAGAGCCCAGUAGUUUCAAGCAUUGCUGAUCCUCCACAAAGAGGUACUGAAACCGCAUUUCUUCACAAGAACGAUGAGAAAGAAAAGUGUCAGACAACUGAUGGAAUCCCACAGACAAAUCAAGUUUGUUUAGAAGGUGACAAGUGCAAUCUUUGCCUUCACAUGUUACAAAAGAGAGCUGAAUCAACUUCCAGAAGAGGAACAGAGCCUCUGGGAAGAGGUGGUCUCCUAGCACACAAGCAUUCUUCUAACCUAAUGAGAUUCCUUUCACCUGAGGAAAAAUAUGCUGCUGAAGGUCUUGGAUCCCAUCGUCAGGGUACAUUAAGUCAAAAAUUUAAUCCUGAUGAAGAAAGUAUGAAAGGAAAUACCAAUAUCCAGGAAACGAAAACUGGAACAUGUUCACUCUUCAUUCAGAGAAAACCAACUGAUUUAUCAGAUACCAACUUGAGCAGCCAUUCAGAAGACAUCUCAGCCUAUGAUUCUUAUGAUUCACAAAGCGAGGAACUUGAGAACUGUGAGACUGACAGUUACAAAACAUUCAGUGCAAGAUUAUGUGGAGAGAGAAAAGGACUUAGGUGCAGAUGUCCUAGAGGAAGCAGAGAUAAAUUUAAACUCAGGAAUUACAGAGAGUCUGUUCAGUCUUGUGCCCUACGUAGAAAUAAAAGUUCUGGUUCAACGUCUUAUUUACAGAAGAGAAUCUCCACUCAAAAGGCUCAAAAAAAUAAGCAGCCACUUGAAUUUGUAAACAGACUUUCUGAAAGGCAAAACUUUGAGGCUGCCAAAACCUGCUAUUCAAGCACCUAUGAUAAAAUUAUCCUUUCACGUCAAUACUUACCCAGCAAGAAGUCUGCCCAAAGCAAAUCUGCAAUCAACAUCAGAAGUGCCAGUGAUUCCAGUGCUGUAUUUUAUUUUUCCCAUCAGAUUUUAAGUUCCACUCUGGAUCAUGCCAUACAGACAGCAAACAGUCUGAAGAAAGCCACAGAACGAAUGGUACGAGCAGUUUCAGAAGAUCUGGCUAAAGUUAAAAGAAAACAGCUUUAAUUACCCAGUUUCAAAGGCUGUAUUGUUUUGCUAGUUGAUUCUGAAGUGUCACUAUUUCUGCAAGUAUAAAAUGAUAAAUACAGAGAUAAGAAAGCCAGCUAGCUGACUUUGCCAGCUGUUCUGUAACUAUCAGUACUAAACGAAAACAGAGCAUAUUGGUAUUCCACAUAUUUACACUCAGUCUCAGAACUAGAAAACAAAUUACUAAUUCUCCUGAAAGUCUUUAGAAUGUUGGCUAACCCCUGUUACUGUAUACACUUACCUUCUCUAAGUAUUCACUUAAGACAGCUUAAUAAAAAAAAAAAAUCUGCUUAAACAAGCAAGGAUAGCUUUUUGACUUUUUAUUUCUCCCCACCCCCAAAUAGGAGAAUAAAUCUCAGUUAUUACUACAUAUGCUUUCUUCCCACACCUUAACAGCAGCUGCUUAAGCACACCAACAAAAGGAAGCAGCCUCUGCACCCGAGACAUCUAUAAGCAUCAUGGUAACAUACCAAGUCAUAGUUAACAUAUGUAAACGUUUUGUUUCUAGAGUGCCCUACAUUGAGAGUUGUUUGUUUUUGAGACACUUCCUUGCAUGUCUCACUAACUGAGUAAUACCAUUUGUUGACUAUGUAUUCCUUACAA